AUGCUUGAUUGGAAUUUUGAUGCCUCUCCACUCCGGGGAUGGUUGAAAUGUAAUCAUACCUUGAUUGGAGAACUCCAUAGCUUUGAUCAUUUAGAAAAGGCCCCAUAUUCUUUUAAGAAUAAUGAUGGAUCCAAUUGUGACAUAAAAUACUUCGGAGGAUUGAAUAUAGGGGUUCGGUUCAUGAAUGAAGCAAGUAGGAAUGCUUUCAUGAAUGAAUGGACGGAAUGGUUUAGUAAAGUGGACAGUGGUGACAUAGCUACAACUAAUUUUGAUAGAAUUGCGUGGAUUAAGAUUUCGGGACUCCCACUGGAAUUGUGGUCAGAAGAAAACUUCACAGUGAUUGCAGAGUCAUUGGGUAGGGUAAUUGUUUCGUUUGUGGUAGACCCAUCUGCUGUGAACCUAUCUUUUGGUAAAGUGGGGAUCCUAACUGAAUAUCCUUCAUCUAUAUCCAGAGAACCAUUUGUGGAAGUUAAUGGAAAAAUAAUAAAGAUUAGAAUUUCGGAAGUCGAUUUUGAUUGGGUCCCAUUCAAAUCCAAGACGGAGAAUUUCUCAUCAGAUGAUGAAGAAGACGAGGACGCGGAUGAAGAUGAUGAGGAGGAAUAUAUAUCCGAUACGGUCCCGAUGGAUGAUAAUGACGUGGGUCUAGAGGAAGGGGAGUUCAGAAUCUCGGAAGUCGACGUAGUCAAAGAAUCCAGUAUGGGGAGCUCGGAAUCAAACCCACCUAUAGAUUCCCGGUCACCGGAGGUGAUGUCGUCGCCGGUUGACGGUGCAAUUAAUGAAGAUGAUCGGGGAAAUGGAAACGACAUUCGUGGGGAUUGCCAAAAGUCAGUCAUAGGCAUGGAGGAGCAUGGGAAUUCACAGAGAGAAGUGGAAAGUUUAAAUAAUAAUGAAAGAUCAAAAAAUAAUAAUGAGAGCAAUAAUGAUGUGGUACAUGCAGCACUUCUUAGCCAUAAUGUGGAGAAUAACAACGUGGGGCCAAAUAAUAGAAUGGUUAAUGGACUCCCGUAUAACCUAGAUAUUUCUGGAUGUUUUGGGCCUUUUCCAAACAACUUGGGCUUAAUUGAAAACCAAACGGACGUCAAUUUUGAUAGUGCACAUGAUAAACGUAGGAGAACGGUAAGGAACACAGAAGGAACCCCAGUUGACGUGUUAGAUUUCCCCCCACCUCAACCAAACAUCGACCUAAAUUGUAUGUCGAUCCCUUCUCAGAUCCUGCUCCCGGAUUCCAACACUGACUCACCAUCCCCGUCGAUGGAAAUUAGAAACACGGUGGUAAUUGGCAAUAUGUUAGGUUUUGAUGUGGAUGAAGAGAAUCCGAUGCUUAAAGAAGUUUUUGGUGAAGCAGAUGAGAAUAACACUUUCCGAUGA
This is a messenger RNA of Lactuca virosa, 1368 nucleotides long. The record is from the annotation of a GenBank genome assembly. NCBI's taxonomy places the organism in Eukaryota, Viridiplantae, Streptophyta, Magnoliopsida, Asterales, Asteraceae.